Chondrus crispus (carragheen) is the source of this 1441-nucleotide messenger RNA. RefSeq lists its product as hypothetical. Gene Ontology annotation, biological process: gluconeogenesis; fructose metabolic process; sucrose biosynthetic process. The transcript is spliced from 4 exons. Lineage: Eukaryota; Rhodophyta; Florideophyceae; Gigartinales; Gigartinaceae. The record is from RefSeq and is a predicted model, not a curated record. Gene Ontology annotation, cellular component: cytosol; cytoplasm. Gene Ontology annotation, molecular function: fructose 1,6-bisphosphate 1-phosphatase activity. Bases 1 to 1032 code for a protein of 343 amino acids.
AUGUCCCACACCCCGACCUCAAUGAGCCACCCGCCCACCCAGGUCCUCUUCCCUGCCCCGUCCGACAUGUCCGCCACCGUUUUCCCCUCGCACGUCCGCGCCUCCUUCCGUCGCGACCCGACUGACCGCACAGGUGAGCUCGUCCGUCUGCUAGACGACAUUGCCACCGUCACUCACUCUGUCUCCAAAUACGUCGCCGCGAGACAUCACAGCGCCCGCCCUACCCCCGACGCCGACUAUUCGCCUCACCCAUCUGGACCGCGCCCGCAUGUCGCUACGCAGAAGUUGUAUAACAGCUUGUGUCAUGACGGAUAUGCGUGCAUCAUCUUAGAAAAGGACCGCGAGGCCCCGCUCACAUUUCCCGAAUCCGCCGUGCAAGGCGGGUACGUUCUCAUGCUCUCCUCGCUUGACAUCGACCAAACCGCCACAGAUAAUGUCACCUGCGGCACCAUAUUCAGCGUGUACAAGCGAAAGUCCUCCACCAGUCUUCCAGGAAGGCUCAAGGAUCUGCAGCAGCAAGUCGACCAUCAGGUUGCCGCGGGUUUUGUCUUGUACUCAUCAGCUACCACCCUGUAUUACACCAUGCAUGCCGGUGUAUACAAGUUUUAUCUUCAGCCGGUCGCCACCCAAUACUUUCUCCAGCCGAAUCAUCCUAUCGCUUUUGACAAGCCCUCCUUUGACCUCUACACGGAUUACCACCAGUCUCGAACGGACCCGGCAUUGGGAAAACACGCCCUCGCGUUUUGUUCCGCCCGCUCGGGAAAGGUAUAUGAUAAUGGCUGCAUGAUUGCCAACUUCCAGGGCGCCAUGGCUGCUGCUUGUCUCUUCAUCGGUCAUAAUAUGCACCUCUUGUGCGAAGCUGCACCGCUCGCACUUAUCGUGGAGCAGAUGGGUGGGAAGGCAACUGACGGUGCCGGCAACCGCAUUUUGGAUAUGGGCGUGGACGAUGAGGAUGUCCACAAACGGGUCUCGUUUUGCGCGGGGCCAACAGAACUAGUGGAUUCCGUGGAGACCACGGCAAGGAAAGCUUAACCUGCACAAUGGUAAGUGUACAUAGUGAAAGUAUCACAGAGUCAUGUCCAUCAGAUGCUCUCCUUUCAUCUCUUCUCGAUCUGCAAAGUCCGCCGUUUCCUCGAUCGCUUGGCAGACGAGAGAUAUCUUUUCGUCCACGACGGCCUUGUCAUCUCCCUCUAAUUCGUCAUUUGCGCCGGCAGCCCUCUCUAAAGCAAUCAGCAAGGCCGGUAAAUGCGGAAGAAACUGCAGCUGGAAAACAUCUCGUCCCAAUGAAGCCAAGCCCCGAAUGCUUCCGUAAAUACUUUCCAACGGAGAAUGCUUCUCAGUUAAAACAGCGACGAGCGUCUUUGCCGUCCGCCCGCUACAGACUGGAUCAGGAUGCAAUCUAAAGGCCUCUUCCAGCACGAACGCGGCGUUAUCGCGAAGA